Molecule: messenger RNA, 1976 nt
Organism: Nematolebias whitei (Rio pearlfish)
Lineage: Eukaryota; Metazoa; Chordata; Actinopteri; Cyprinodontiformes; Rivulidae
Gene: fam234b
Product: family with sequence similarity 234 member B
Exons: 12
Coding region: 45-1784 (579 amino acids)
Source: RefSeq, a predicted model, not a curated record
UAGGGUUCAUUGGAAGUCGCGUCUCUCGCUGUCGUAGAGGAGAAAUGGCUGCGGUUCUAUCCCGUGCCCUCAAACUGCCCGGGAAGAAGGGCUCUGAGCUCGGGGACUACGAUCCUCUCACCCAGGCAGACAGCGAUGACGAGAGCGAAGAAGAUGACCUCGUGCUCAACUACCCCAGAAACGGCCUCGGCAGGGACGGCUGCCUGGGCUCCUCAAAGCUACGCGCCGGCAGAGCCGAACGACUCAACGAGGCGCAGGACGACGAAGACGAGGAAGAAGAUGACGACGAGUGGACGGAGCGGCUCCCCGGCAAAUCCAGGCGGGACAGGUGCGAGCUGAAAGACAGCCAGUUCUGGAGCCGCAGGGACUCGGGCAGAGAAAAGAUGGGGGAGGACAGAGGGGGCUCUGGGAUGUCCGGGGCCUCAGGACUUGGGGUUCACAGCGUCGAAGCAGAGAAGAAGAGGGUGAGAGCGAAGAACGUGGUGCGAAGUGCGUUUUUCCUGGUGCCCCUGACCUGCACCGCUGGGAUCGUGCUGCUGUACGUGUUCCUCGUCCCGUGUCAGAGAGGAGAGCUGGAGAAGAAGCUGCAGUGGGAGAAAGCUCUGGGAGAUGAAGUCGGUGUGGCUCGACCUGCGCUGACAUUGUGGGACGUUGAUGGAGAUUCAGUGGAGGAUGUGCUCCUGGCUGUAACCGAGUGGACCAACGAGACUCACACGACUCAGAGGAACAAAAGGGGCGGUGUUGCACUGUUGCAGACGGGAGCGUUGCUCGGACAUCCUGUGCCUUUCAACCUCACAGGGCAAGGGAAGCUCAUCGGACCUUUGCUGCACAAGACCCAGCAAGGAGCAUUCUACAUCUUGUUUGGACUAGGUAACGUCCAGGCCAUCUCUUUGCAAGAUAUCUACUUUCGAGCCUUUGGAGACAUGGCCAUCCCUCAGCCGCUUCGGAAGAAGGAUACGGUGUGGGAGGCACUCAAUAAAAGCGAUUUGUCCUCCGUCAUACGCAUUCACAGAGGAUCUGAGCGUGUGGAGUUCUUGCUCCCUCUUGUGGCUGAUUGGGGGAUUGACGGCAGCAGCCUGGACACAGUUUCUAACCUGAACUCCACCCGGAGCGACUGGGUGUUGGUUUAUGGUGCCAGCACGCUGUCGGUGGUCAGACAGCGGGACUUGCGCAAAGAGUGGGCGUUCAACAUGGCUGCUAUUCACAGUCAACCAGCUGUGGGACACUUUGACAAUGAUGGAACACUUGAUAUUUUCGUUCAGCAUUCAGCAUAUGGUAUCAUGCAGGCAAAGAUUAUUAACGGGGCGAGUGGUAGCGUUCUCUGGGCAGCUGAUUUUGUGUGCCCCCACCUAGUUGUGAAAGCAUCUGCAAUAUCCACCUCAACUGGCCAAUCAGCUUUCUUGUUCUGGGCCAGCGAUCCUAUCAAAGCCCAGAGGAAUGUUACCAGGACUACAACGGCGCCAGGCUUUGCUGCAGCGAGGCCCCUCAUCAGAAGGCUCUUCCUGCUGCAUCCUACGUAUCCCACAGUUCUGCUGGAGCUCAGCAACACAACAGAUACAGCAGUCACAUCUGCAGUAAGUUACCUGGGGCGUCUGAGAGAUGCCACCUACAUCACCGUAUCGUCCCGACCCACACCUGACUCUGAGCCUGGCGCACGGAUCGUGAAGAGCAUGAGCCUCAGAGCUGCCAUCGGCAGAGGACAAAUCGUCAGGCUGAUGGAAAACAGCAACCUGAAAGGAGCCGUCAACCCUGGAAGCCUCAACAUGUUCUUCAGGCGUCUCUAGACGUCGGGGAUGAGCGCUGGUACUAUGACCUUUGCACGAUGAGCUGAGGAAUGAACGAUUCUGCACUAUGAAGACACUUCCACUAAGUAAACUUUUAAUUUCUGUUGGCCGCGAAAGAUUUCUCACAGUUUUGUACAGUAAAAGUGCUUAUUUUAAAUUAUUAAGUUAACAUUGAGAAGUUUGUUGUAUUUA